GGCGAUGCUUAACACCACCAUCCGAGCGUCAUCUAUUGGAGCGCAGACGACAUGGGGUUUGACUCGGACACUUGUUACCGUGGAAACACCAUCAGCAGCGAGCAUGCUAAUCGUACCCAUGCUAAUUGUGUCUAUGCUAACUGAAUUGAUGAUAAGUGUGCCUAUGGUAACUGUAGUGAUGCUAAUUGUGUCUAUGCUAACCGUACUGAUGCUAAUUGUGUCUAUGCUAACAGUAUGGAUGCUAAUUGGGACUAUGCUAACCAUACUUAUGCUAAUUUUGUGCUAUGCUAACCGUACUGAUGCUAAGUGUGGCUAUGCUAGCCGUACUGAUGCUAAGUGUGUCUAUGUUAACAGACAUGAUGCUAAGUGGGCCUAUGCUAACCAUAUGAAUGCUAAAGUGCUAAAUCUGCCUAUAAUAAUAUUAACAAUAAUGGAUUAGAUUUAUAUAGCGCUUUUUCUAUCGACUAUGCUAAUCGUACUGAUGCUAAUUGUGACAUGCUAACCGUACUAAUGCUAAGUGUGCCUAUGCUAAAAUUGCUAAUGCUAGGAAUGCCUGUUCUAACCAUACUAAUGCUAAAUGUAUCUUUGCUAACAGUAUUAAUGCUAAGUGUGCCUAUGCUAGCAGUAUUAAUGCUAACUAACCAUACUAAUGCUAAGUAUGUCUAUGCUAAUUGUAUUAAUGUUAAGUGUGCCCAUGCUAUCUGUACUGAUGCUAAGAGUGCCCAUGCUAACCAUACUGAUGCUAAGUGUGCUUAUGCUAAAUGUACUGAUGCUAUGUGUGUUGAUACUAAUCGUAAACUUAAUUGUCCUAAUGCUAACUGUACUGAUGCUAAGCGUGCUUAUGCUAACCACAUUGAUGCUAAAUGCACCUAUGCCAACGGUAAUAAUAUUAUGUAUGCCUAUGCUAACCGCACUGAUGUUAAUGUGCUUAGUGUGCCUAUGUUAACUGUACUGAUGCUAAAUGUGCUAAGUGUGCCUAUGCUAACCGUACUAAUGCUAAAUUUGCUAAGUGUUCCUAUGCUAACUGUACUGAUGCUAAAUGUGCUAUUUGUGCCUAAGCUAACUGUACUGAAGCUAAGUGUGCCCAUACUAAUCGUACUAAUGCUAAAUGUGCUAAGUGUCCCAAUGCUAUCUGUACUGAUGCAAAGUGUGCCUAUGCUCACCGUACUAAUGCUAAGUGUGCCUAUGAUAACUGUACUAAUGCUAAGUGUGCCUAUGCUAACUGUACUGAUGCUAAGUGUGCCUAUGCUAACUGUGCUGAUGCCUAGUGUACCUAUGCUAACCCGUACCGAUGCUAAGUGUGUCUAUGCUAAUUGUAUUAAUGUUAAGUGUGCCCAUGCUAUCUGUACUGAUGCUAAGUGUGCCUAUGCUAACCAUGCUGAUGCUAAGUGUGCUUAUGCUAACUGUACUGAUGCUAAGUGUGCCGAUACUAAUCGUAACCUUAAGUGUCCUAAUGCUAACUGCACUGAUGCUAAGCGUGCCUAUGCUAACCACAUUGAUGCUAAAUGCACCUAUGCCGACGGUAAUAAUGUUAGGUAUGGCUAUGCUAACUGUGCCUAUGCUAACCGUACUAAUGCAAAUGUGCUAAGUGUGCCUAAGCUAACUGAACUGAAGCUAAGUGUCCCCAUACUAAUCAUACUAAUGCUAAAUGUGCUAAGUGUCCCAAUGCUAUAUGUACUGAUGCAAAGUGUGCCUAUGCUAACCGUACUAAUGCUAAAUGUGCUAAGUGUCCCAAUGCUAUCUGUACUGAUGCAAAGUGUGCCUAUGCUAACCGUACUUAAUGCUAAGUGUGCCUAUGAUAACUGUACUAAUGCUAAGUGUGUCUAUGCUAACUGUACUGAUGCUAAAUGUGCUAAGUGUACCUAUGCUAACUGUACUGAUGCCAAGUGUACCUAUGCUAACCAUACUAAUGGUAAAUGUGCUAAGUGUACCUAUAAUAACCCGUACUGAUGCUAAGUGUGGCUAUGCUAACUAUACCAAUGCUAAAUAGACUAAGUGUGCCUAUUCUAACUGUAGUAAUGCUAAGUGUGCCUAUGCUAACCAUACUAAUGCUAAACGUGCUUAGUGUGCAUAUACUAACUGCACUGAUGCUAAGCGUGCCUAUGCUAACUGUCAUCCAUCCAUUCAUUUUCUACCGCUUGUCCCUCUCGAGGUCGCGGGGGGUGCUGGAGCCUAUCUCAGCUGCUUUCGGGCGGAAGACUGGGUACAUCCUGGACAAGUCACCACCUCAUCGCAGGGCCAACACAGAUAGACAGACAACAUUCACACUCACAUUCACACACUAGGGCCAAUUUAGUGUUGCCAAUCAGCCUAUCCCCAGGUGCAUGUCUUUGGAGGUGGGAGGAAGCCGGAGUACCCGUAUUCGGUGAAAUGUCCAAUGGGAUCAGCAGCCUCCAUCCGGAAGCGGAGCACCCCGUUGUCCGUUUUCCGGACGUCGUGGAUCACGAGCGUGCAGUUUUCCUCCAAGUCUCCCAGGUACUGGUAGCGCGAGCCAGGGCGGGGCCUGGCGCUGUCGUACACGGACGGCGUGGAGCCGUGACAAAUGAGGUGGUCAACGCACCACACCGCCCUGACAACCGCCAUGAGGGGCGUGAACGUGCAGCCGACGGCGAGCGUGGAGCCUUUGACCGCGCACAGGUCCGACAUCUGGUAGCGCACGCGAGCGACCCCCCUCACCGAACCUGCCGACAGGCGACGUCACCAUGAGCACGGGGUCACGUGACCCGUCCGAAGUCGGUUACUCACCUGUCAGGAGCAACGCCACAAGCACACUCUGACGCCAGAACGACAUCUUGGAGGACAAUGGUGGCGACCAAGCAGAAAAGAGGAAACUCCCUGCAUCUCAGCGCGAGAGCAUCAGUCAGACGCCGCCUGGACGACACGCCCGGACCCAAGCCGACGGACCGGACCGGACCAGACCGGAUCGAUGCAGGCUUCUUGCGCUUCUUGCUGACUCUUGUCGUCGGUGGAGGCUCAGUAAAUAAGCAGUGGUUGCUCGCUAACCUUUUACCGCGCCUGGCUUUUCUCGUCUGGACGCUUCCCACCCAGUCACAAAAUGGCGGACAUGACAGAUCUGCGACCCUCCUACGCCAUGUCUCCCGUCCUGGCGGGCUUCCUUGGAGCGGGCGUCCUGGUUCUGGUGGUGAUCGUGGUGAUCCUGCUGUGGUCCUUCUGCCAGCGUCGUUACCUGCACACGUCGGGGCGCUACAAGCUGCACGGCGACCGCUACUGCGACGCUGAGGACCCGCCUUACAAGUUCAUCCACAUGCUGAAGGGCAUCAGCAUUUACCCAGAGUCCCUCAGCAGCAGCAAGAGGAUUGUGCGCAGCGCCAGGCGUACCGAGCGGGACGGAGAGCGAGGGUGCACGUCGGCCGGCGGGAGGGGCCUGGUGCUGGUGGACGCGGAGAACAACAUCCUGGAUGUCCCGGGUCAGCUGCAGAUGAGUCACCUGGUGGCCCCCGCCGGACCGGGCCACGCCCACGCAGAGCGAGCGUUACCCGUCCGCGCCGACUACUGCUGCCUGGACAGCAGCUCGGCCAGCAGCAGCCAGACCAGCAGCAAGACCGCCUCGCCUUUCACCCCCGCCUCCUCCGAGCCCGAGCCAGAGGCCAGCCUGGGCGCCGUCAGCCUCACUGUGGACUACAACUUCCCUAAGAAGGCGCUGGUCGUCACCAUCGUCGGGGCCCGGGGCCUCCCCGCCAUGGACGAGCAAGCCGGCAGCUCCGACCCGUAUGUGAAGAUGACCAUCCUGCCGGAGAAAAAGCACCGCGUCAAGACCCGCGUGCUGAGGAAGACUCUGGACCCGCUCUUCGAUGAGACCUUCACCUUCUACGGCGUGGCCUACAGCUCGCUGCCUGAGCUCACGCUGCACUUCCUGGUCCUCAGUUUUGAUCGCUUCGCUCGCGACGAUGUCAUCGGGGAGGCGGUGGUGCCGUUGAAGGGUGUGGACCCGAGUACGGGCCGAGUGCACCUGAGCCAGCAAAUCACCAAGAGGAACAUGCAGUGCGAAAGCCGUGGCGAGCUGCAGGCGUCGUUGUCGUACCAGCCGGUGUCUCACCGUCUCAGCGUGGUGGUCCUGAAGGCUCGACACCUGCCCAAGAUGGACAUAGCCGGCCUGUCUGCCAACCCCUACGUGAAAGUCAACGUCUUCUACGGCCGCAAGCGCAUCGCUAAGAAGAAGACCCACGUGAAGAAGUGCACGCUGAACCCGGUCUUCAACGAGUCCUUCAUCUACGACAUCCCACCCGAGCUGCUGCCAGAGAUCUCGGUGGAGUUCCUGGUGGUCGACUUCGACCGCACUGCCAAGAACGAAGUCCUCGGCCGCCUGGUGCUCGGCCUCCAAAGCCCCGCCCCUACCGGCUCCUCCCACUGGCGGGAAGUCUGCGAGAACCCGCGUCGGCAGAUCUCCAAAUGGCACACCCUGAGCGAGUACUGAGGACCACGCUGGGACUGGACCAGCGAAGACUCCUGGAACUAGACUAAUACAAUGUACAGCACACACACACACACACACACGCACACACACACACACACAAUGUGAUGCUAGUUAUUAAACACUACUAUUAUCGUCAACAUGUGCAUCUGCUAAGAAAAUGCUGAGCUUUUGAAAAAGAAUAACGACGUUUGUGACGUCUCGCCUCUUGUGUGUGUAAAGCUAAGUAUAAGACCCCCACCCCAUCCCCUCUCCCCGUGGUUGUCACGGAGACUGCAUGUGUUUGUGAAGAACUAAACGAACUAAGAAGCUUCCGUCAUGCUGUGGUGGUCUCAAAGGUGAGUUAGCGUACAGGUAACCCGCGCGUGUGUUUUUUUUUGCAGCAUGAAUGUUUGAUUUGUUUUUUGUUACUUUGUGUCGCUACCAAGAUCUUCUGGAGGCCCCCUGUGUCCACUCCCCGCCCUCCUGUCAGUCGCCAGGGCGUGUUGAGCCUGGCUGUCCAUCAAAGCAACAACGCUAGUAAGAAUGCUAAGCUAACCACAUGGUCACAGUCGGUGCGAGCGACCCACAUUGCAAGGUACCCCACGGCAAAGCUCUCGACCUCAUAUGAAAUGGGACUUUAUUGUCAUUGCACUUGAAAAGGGCAACGGACUUAUUGACAAAUCCGCCCAAGAUCAGACGUACAGUUGCAGGGUCAACAGAACGGGAAGGCUGACUGAUAGGAAAGUCCCAAACUAAACUCCUAUGAGAGGGGGGGUUGCUCAGUUUGAGACCAUAAAAAAACCUCAAGCAAAGCACAUGCACGUAUAGAAUUUCUAGCGUCUUUGCUGCUCUGUCCUCUGGGGGGAGUCUCGUCACAACGACCUUACCAUGUCGUUCCAGCCAGGGAAAACAAUCCAGUUUAAAAUGUUUGCGUUUGAACGAGCGAAAACAAAUUCAAGUUUUCCUCGCCCUUAUCUUAAUCAUAACUUCGCCUUGCAGACUAGACAGCUUUUCCAAGAUGUUAUCCAGUUUGCAAUUUCGCCCAGAAACCACAAAAGUCUGAGUGCUUACAGCUCUGCUGGAUUUUGAAUUGGUCAAUACACCAGAGCAACGCUUACUCCAAUCAGCAGAUGUCCUGUUGUCAUGAUUCCAAAUAGGUAGAUGUCUUUAACGUCCUCGACUAGAAGGCCCCGUUUACACUGCACACCAAAUCUGAUUUUUUUUUUUGCCCUCAAGUGACACCAAUUUUUCGCCAGUCUAAACGCUCCAAAGUGCUUCAGAUCUGAUCUUUUCGCUUCAGAUUCAGUCCACGUAAGGAGAUAGUCCAAAUCCAGUUGGAAUCCAAUCUUUUCAAAUGUGACUUGGCGACUUUCACGUCAUCUUUGGGCGAACUGCAUCAUAUUUUUUUCGGCGGCCAAAUAUUAAAUAACGAAUGAUAGGCUAUAUUUAAUAUAAUAUAUACUUUAAUUUCAAUGAAAAAGCGAUUGUUGAAGGGCCGGAAUUGAUGUGUGCGCUGUCCCGUAUUUGCUUACAUGCGUAAGUUGUUUACGUAAGGGAGUUGAAAAAUUAAGCUAACGUAGAUCCACGCUGAUGUCUGUGCCUCCAUUACUUAACAACCAUAAAGAGAUUAGAACCCUCCCAAAUAUAUUACACUAUAUGUAUGUGUGUGUAUGUAUAUAUAUAUAUAUAUAUAUAUAUAUAUAUAUAUAUAUAUCAAUUCAUACAUGAUAUUACUUUGAUUUAUUUUCACGUAAAUACCAUUCCUUUUUAAGGUGUGGCGACUUUUAUUUUAUUUUGUAGUAGUGACUUCUUUGUUCAUUUACGAAAUCUGGUCAACUUCCUAUUAGAGAUGUCCGAUAAUAUCGGGCUGCCGAUAAAUGCUUCAAAAUGUAAUAUCGGAAAUUAUCGGUUUCAAAAAGUAAAAUGUAUGACUUUUUAAAACGCCGCUGUACGGAGUGGUACACGGAUGUAGGAAGAAGUACAGAGCGCCAAUAAACCUUAAAGGCACUGCCUUUGCGUGCCGGCCCAAUCACAUAAUAUCUACGGCUAUUCACACACACAAGUGAAUGCAAUGCAUACUUGAUCAACAGCCAUACAGGUCACACUGAGGGUGGCCGUAUAAACAGCUUUGACACUGUUACAAAUAUGCGCCACACUGUGAACCCACACCAAAGAAGAAUGACAAACACAUUUCGGGAGAACAUCCGCACCAUAACACAACAUAAACACAACAGAACACAUACCCAGAACCCCUUGCAGCACUAACUCUUCCGGGACGCUACAAUAUACACCCCCCGCGAUAUUUCUUUGUUUACAUCUUUCUGCCAUGAUGAUGAUGUCAUUGUUUAUUGUUAAGUCACAACCUCAGUCAACAUACUUUCUUGAUAUCCUGCCAGCUGGUGGCGCUGUUGUCCCCAGAAAAGCACACAUGGUGUCGAUCCGGUGCGCUCGUGAACAUGUACACGUGUCCAACCUUGGUCUACCGGUUUUUAACAUCAACUUUUUUUUACUUAAAUUCCAACAUUUUGCUCUUUAUUACCAUUUUUUUUGUAAUGAUAUUUUGAGGGCCCUUAAGUACCCGUGAGCUGCAAAUUGGAGAGCUGCAGUUUGGACACCCCUGCCACAAUGUAACAUUUUGAAAGUCAUGUGACCUGACCUUGCAUCGCUCGUAGCUAACAGGAAGUAGCCGACAUCGCAGUGUCCACCGGACAGACCCCUAAAGCUCCUCCCAUCAAUCUGUGGCGUGAACGAGGCGUCACGGAGACUGUAGAUUUUGUACAGACUUCCUGUUUGAUGAACGUUAUCCCUGCUGUAGACCUGAAUGAUGCUAACCUUCCUUUGACGUGCAAAUAAAAGAAGUUAGCCUGA
Messenger RNA from Nerophis lumbriciformis (worm pipefish), 7282 nucleotides. It is a transcript of the gene syt11b, whose product is annotated as synaptotagmin XIb. Gene Ontology annotation, cellular component: synapse; plasma membrane; axon. Gene Ontology annotation, biological process: calcium ion-regulated exocytosis of neurotransmitter; vesicle fusion. Lineage: Eukaryota; Metazoa; Chordata; Actinopteri; Syngnathiformes; Syngnathidae. The record is from RefSeq and is a predicted model, not a curated record. Gene Ontology annotation, molecular function: calcium ion binding; phosphatidylserine binding; SNARE binding.